AUGGCUUCGAUACCAGUUGUUGUCAGGCAUGGUGGCAAGAAGUACGAUCUCGAGCUCGAUACUUCUUUGCCAGGUGAAGUCUUCAAGACGCAGCUUUACUCCCUUACAGGCGUCGAACCCGAACGGCAAAAGGUCCUUAUCAAAGGCGGUCAGCUCAAGGAUGAUACGGACUUCCAGACCCUUAACCUUAAACCCGGCCACGCCUUCAUGAUGGUGGGUACACCUCUUGGUGCUGGUUUGGCCAAAGCACCGGGACCCAUCAAAUUUCUUGAGGAUAUGACCGAGAAGGACCUUGCAAAAGUCAAAGGAGCUAUACCAUCCGGUCUACAGAAUCUUGGUAAUACGUGUUACAUGAACUCAACUUUGCAAACCCUUCGAUCAGUCCCAGAACUACACGAGGAACUCGAGAGGUACCGUAGCGACGGUGGCAGCUCCAUCAGCCGUUCAAGUCUCUUUUCGAGUCUCUCCAGAGGAUCCAACUCCGACCUCACCGGAAGCCUACGCGAUCUUUUCCAGCAGAUGGGUGAUACUACCGAAGGUUUCCCUCCUUUGAAAUUCGUUAACUCCCUUCGGAUUGCGUUCCCUCAGUUCGAUCAGAAGGAUAGACAUGGGCACUACGCUCAACAGGAUGCGGAAGAAUGCUAUUCUCAGGUUCUCACCGCAUUGAGGCAAAAUCUCGCGGACACGAGCAGCCAAACCCCUUCUGAGUCAAAAUCUAGUCGCAAGUUCGUCGAUACGUACUUCGCCGGAAAGAUGAAGACUAUCACUAAAUGUGACGAAGAUAGCGAGGAAGCGGAGCAAGAAGGGGAGGAAACAUUUCUCAAGCUAAACUGCCAUAUUUCCGUUUCCAUAAACCAUUUGAAGGAUGGAAUAUUAGCUGGUCUAACAGAGAGCAUUGAGAAACGAAGUGAAAAACUUGGGCGAGAUGCGAUGUAUACCAAAACGUCCAAAGUCACUAGGCUACCUAAGUAUCUUACAUGUCAUUUCGUUCGCUUCUUUUGGAAAAAGGACAUCAACAAGAAAGCAAAGAUUAUGCGGAAGGUUACAUUCCCGUUCCAUCUCGACGCUACCGACUUCUGUACGGACGAGUUAAAGGAAAAGAUUAUUCCAGUACGAGAAAAACUCAGGGAGCUUCAUAGGAACGAAGAAGACCGCCGCAAACAGAGAAGAAAGGCUCGAACGAUAUUUGUCGAGCCAACAGCUGAAGAAAGAGGAGCAGCUGAUAAAAUGGAUAUCGAUAGCGAGAAGGCAACGGGUGACCCUACGCCCUCCAAGGCGGUCUCACUAGAGGAGGAGGAUUGGGACACGGCUCUCGCACCUCUCUUGGACGAUGAAAUAUCCGCAGAUGUCGGGGCGAACCAUUCUGGUCUUUAUGAGCUGCAAGCCAUAAUCACACAUCAGGGUGCUUCGGCCGAUUCAGGCCAUUACUGUGCUUACGUUCGUAAAUCGGACGAGGAUGAAGAGGAAGACGUAGACGGCAAGGGUAAAGGCAAGGCACCUGCAGGUGGUUUAGCAGGUGGAGGGGGCGCUGAGGGCAGCACAUGGUGGUUUUUCAACGACGAGAAGGUUACCGAAGUUGGCUGGGAUAGAAUAGAGACACUCGCAGGAGGAGGUGAGUCGCAUUCGGCACUGAUUCUGUUGUACAAAUCCUUGGACAUGACUCCUAGAUCAAAAAAGAGGACUUCUCCGUAG
This is a messenger RNA of Orbilia oligospora ATCC 24927, 1692 nucleotides long. RefSeq lists its product as uncharacterized. The record is from RefSeq and is a predicted model, not a curated record. Lineage: Eukaryota; Fungi; Ascomycota; Orbiliomycetes; Orbiliales; Orbiliaceae. Gene Ontology annotation, biological process: regulation of proteasomal protein catabolic process; proteasome-mediated ubiquitin-dependent protein catabolic process; protein deubiquitination. The coding region runs from base 1 to 1692 and encodes 563 amino acids. Gene Ontology annotation, molecular function: proteasome binding; protein binding; cysteine-type deubiquitinase activity. The transcript is spliced from 4 exons.